UCAUGUAUAUUUCAUGGAAAACAAGGACAUUUCUAAGUGACCCCAAACAUUUGAAUGGUAAUGUAGCUAUUUGAUUAACCAUUCCUUGACUACUAUCUAUUUGCCCUCACAUAGUUUUUGAUACCUAACUAGGCUGAUUUAAUUAACUUGGCUUUGUUUCAUCAUUAAUGUGUGAUAAAUAUAAUACGACAAAAAAUUGUUUCAAAGUGUAAGAUGUUUGUAAUGAGACGCAGAGUGGCUACGUCACGAUAGUUGAGACCCUCACAUUCAACCUGGAUCUUAAUAUUUGGACUUGAAAUGCAUUUCUUUGAUUGGUCAGAUUACAAUAACCUUGUGACUCAGACUUUUUCUUACAGUACAUGCAGAGUAUUCAGACAUGACCAAAUUCCAGUCCUCUCUCUUCUGAAUUCUUGUUACCUCACUUGAGAAUGGCCAUGUGAAAUUGUCAGGGUAGAAUUUACAUCAACAGUGUGCCUUCGUUAUUGGCACCAUUACUCCUUUCACACACUCUUCACUCACUGUCAUCCCACGACAAUGGGAAGGCCGGGAUGGCCGUUGUGGGGCCAAAGGACUGCUUUUUAUUUGAAUGGAUGAUAAACCGUCUUGAUUAAAAUACAUACACUAUACAUUUGGCUCUAAAUGCAAUAUGGUAACACCAUUCCGUGCUAGGUGAUUUUAAACAUAGUCAGAUGGGUUGCUAUCCCUCCAAGGUUCAUGUACUUCCUCCAGGAGUUUGUUGUCCACAGGAGAGACUGGGAAUGGGAAGCCAAAACUCACCAGCGACACCCUGACUGGAUAAGUGUUGGGGCAGGACCAUGUCGACACUGAGGAUGGCUAUUCCAUUCUGCUCUGUUUAAGACCAUUAGCCAUUUCAUUCUUGACAUCUUUGUCACCAGUCAGGGCUGUCCAGAAGUAUAAUGGAGAUGUAUUGAUGCUGUUUUCUGUGCGCUUUUCCAUGUGUUAAGUGUGAGGGUUUUAUGUUCAAUGUUUUGAUUUAGGGUUAGCAUUAGCAUUCAUGCUUAAGGUAUAGGCUAGGAUUAGGACUAUGUGUUAGGGAAAAUAGUUUUUUUAUUAGUUAUCACUUGUAGAUCCUCACAAGUAGUGAUACCAAUGUGUGAGAUUGUGUGUGUAUCCUGUAAUUGGGAUGUGCUGCUGGGUAGUCUUGGAAUGUCUUGACUUCCUGUACACUUUGUGAUUGGCCCUAAAUUGACCUGCUGCUUCCUGGCUAGAUGCCAUGUGUCUGUAAUGUUAUUAUUCUUCUCUGUCUCUCUUUCCAUUCUUUCAGUCUGUCUUUCUCUCUAUUAUUUCGCUUACACCCAUUCUACUUCCUGAUAUAUAAACAUGGUCAUUACAUAGACGUACUACCCCAGACAUCAGUACAGCUGUACAGAACGUGAGAGACAAUCAAUGCUGGCAGAGAUAGCAUGCCCAGUAAAGCGGUUGUAUAGAAACUAGACGUUUCACUAGAUUUGAUCUAUCUGUUGAUUUACAAUCUCACCCCAGACCAACGGGCAGGAAAAUAUCCUCUGUUCACUUUUCACUAGAACAUGUUAUAUCUCCAGACAAUCAGAAUUGAGUGUUAUUGUUGUGAACUUGCAUGAAAUCUGAAUUCUGUGUCAUGUGUUCCCCAGGCCUGGGCCUCAGGGUGGGGCAGAGUGAGGUGGGCAAGAGGCCAGCCUCAGCUUCUGUUCUCGUAGCCCCCCAGUUAACCCUAGCCCUGUCUGAAGUGCAGAGGAACCAUGAGCACAGGCAAGCCCAGUGGAAUCAAGCCGCCAAGCAAGAUAACCAGGCCAACCGGGUUACCAACACGCACAUCCCCUUCCUCUGUUUUUUCAGGUGCUCCGAAGCCGGUUCCUCCAGAGAAGUCUCCCACCCAGGAUGGCGCUGUGGACUACCAGGUGGGUGAGAAGGUGUGGGUCAACGGGAACAAGCCAGGACACGUCCACUACUUGGGGGAGACGCAGUUCGCCCCUGGCCAGUGGGCUGGCAUCGUCCUGGAGGAGGCCAUUGGGAAGAACGACGGGUCGGUGGCAGGGGUCCGGUACUUCCAGUGUGAGGACGGUCGGGGGAUAUUCACGCGGCCCUCCAAGCUGUACAAGACGGCCGUGCCGGAGAGGGAGGCCAACGGCGGGCAGGCUAACUCGGCCGAGGCGGGGGCCAACUCCCUGAGCUCUGCUGCUGUUGGGCCAGAUGGUACCAUGGGUAACUUCACCAAGACGCCGCUGAGCAGGACCCAAACAGGCAGUGGCUCAAUGUCCAACCUCUCGGAGACGGACUCGGCCAAGAAGACCAGGAGAGAGCUGAGACUGGGAGACCGCGUGCUGGUGGGGGGUACCAAGGCAGGGGUGGUGAGGUUCAUGGGGGAGACAGAGUUUGCCAAGGGGGAGUGGUGUGGAGUGGAGCUGGACGAACCUCUGGGGAAGAACGACGGAGCCGUGGCUGGAACCAGGUAUUUCCAGUGCCUGCCGCGAUACGGCCUGUUUGCUCCGGUCCAUAAGGUGACUCGCAUCGGCUUCCCUAGCACCCUGGCUAAAACCAAGGGCUCCUCCCUGAGACGCUCCACUAUGAAGAGGAGUCCAAGCGCCUCCUCCAUGAGCUCACUGAGCUCUGUUGCCUCCUCAGUCAGCGGGAAACCCAGCCGUGCCGGCCUGCUGACAGAGACCUCGUCGCGGUACGCUCGUAAGAUCUCUGGCACUACAGCGCUACAGGAAGCGUUGAAGGAGAAGCAACAGCACAUCGAGCAGCUAUUGGCUGAGAGGGACAUGGAACGCGGGGAGGUCGCCAAGGCAACAAGCCACGCCGGGGAGGUGCAGCAGGAGUUGUCGCUGCUCACGAAGGUUCAGGAGCAGUAUGCUGUAGAGAUGGAGGCAAAGCUGGACCAACUACGUAAACUGGUGGAAACGGCCGACAGGGACAAGGUGGAGCUGCUCAACCAACUGGAGGAGGAGAAGAGGAAAGUGGAAGACCUGCAGUUCACUGUGGAAGAAGCUUGCAUUACUAAAGGUGACCUGGAGACGCAGAACAAACUGGAGCAUGCCCACAUUAAGGAGCUUGAGCAGAGCCUUCUGUUUGAAAAGACCAAAGCUGACAAACUACAGAGGGACUUAGAGGACACUAGGGUGGCCACCGUGUCAGAGCGCUCCAGGAUCAUGGAGCUGGAGCGAGAAGUAGCGGAGCUGCAGUUGAGAUUACGUUCCUCCCAGCAGACAGAGGUCGCUGUGUCACUGUCACCAGAGGAGGUCGGCAACCUCAAGGCUCGGGCCCAGUCCCAGGAGAAGAAGAUCAGUGAACUUAGUGUGGAUCUGGACAGCAGGCAGAAACAGCUUCGCUCUGCGGAGGAGGACAAGACCUCCCUGGAACAACAGCUAGUCAGUCUGAGACACAAACUUGAGGCAGCAGAGGAAGUAAACAAGAGGACAACACACAUAAUGCAAGAGCUGGAGAAGAGGCUGGAACAGACUGAACUGGAGAGGGAGGCCCUGAGAGAGGAGAACUGUCACAGAGAGAAGGAGCUUCAGGAUAAACUGAUGCAGGCCGUUGAGUUAUCGGACAGGACCACCCACUUACUGGAACAGCUGACCAAUGAGAAGACUGUGCAGGAGGCUCAGCUCGAGGCGCUGAAGCAGCAGAAUUCCAAAAUCCAGGAAGAGCUCAGUCUGUCACAGGAGCGGAGCAGAUCGGAAAACAAGCGCAUCGGAAAUCUGUGCAAGGAAAUCGAGGAACUGAAGCUGGCCAGUCAGAAGACGCACCAUACAAACAUGAAAGACAGGGAAACUCUGUCCAAUCAGGAGUCAGGGGAGGACACAAACUUCCAGAGGACAGAUAAGGACCAGGAGUUGGAGACUCUGAGGAAUGAAAUUGAGGUUCUGCGAGGUGAGAACGCUGUGGCCAAGACACUGCAGUCUGCUGUGGAGACGCUGGAGAAAGACAAAGCCCAGCUACAGGAACGCGUCACCAACCUGGAGCGGAGGCUCAUUGGACGGCAGGCGUCCGAGGAAGGGGACAGCGGAGUUCCUUCCUCAAGCGACGCAGCUCUGGACCAGCUCAGAGAAGAAAAGGAGUUUGCAGAGGGACAGAUUAACUUCCUGAACAGUGUGAUCGUAGAUCUUCAGAGGAAGAAUGAGGAGUUGAAGGUUAAGCUGAAGAAGAUGGCCCUGGCUGAGUUCAAUGGCAACGACGGCACUGAUGGCUUGGAGGAGGGUGGAUGUAAAAAGGGCAGGAAGGCUCCGCCUCGUCUGUUCUGUGAUAUCUGCGACUGCUUUGACCUCCAUGACACAGAGGACUGCCCCACCCAGGCCCAGAGCCCCGACUCCGUCCCCCACUCCUCCUUCAAAGGCAAACCUGCCGACCAGCGGCCGUACUGCGACAUCUGUGAAGCCUUCGGUCACUCCACAGAGUCCUGCCAGGACGACCAGACCUUCUAGAUCCACUCGGAUCCCACUUCUGUCCAGAUUAUGAACGGGCCCUGUGCAGAACACCAAACAACCCUUUGUCUUGGUUUUUAUAUUGUAUUUAUGUACAUCACUGUCAUAGACCACUCAGUAACCCCAACUCACCCAGUACACAGGACUGUCCUACUACUCCCUUUGUCUUUUUUCUUCUUCUUCUUUCUCCAACUUCCUGUCCUCUGUCUACUCCCUUUUCAUUCAGAUAUAUGCUGCUGCAGUUAUUAUCAAUAUAAAAAGGAUGUUUGUCUUCUUAUUAGUUGAUUAUUAUUGAUAGAGGAGAGACAGGAAAAGAGUGUGCUGAAAGAGCAGUGGGUCGGAUUCAAACCCAUUCUGUAUUGGUACAUAUGCGCCGGAGGCAGCUGUUUACACCGCCAGACAACUUAUUCUGUUGUAAAAUGUAGCAUGACUUGGUUUUCUAUGUCCAUUUGAUGGCUCAGAGUGUUGCGAAGGGCCUGGAUGAUCCAGGCAGGUUCACACGCUAAUAGAACUAAUAAUUUAUGUUUCUCCGACACGUCACUGUGUUCACAUGUUCCAGUGUGCUGUAGCCAGGCCCUGACAUCCACUCCACUAAGGGAACUAGCUAAUACCACAGUCCAUCUGUACUAACAGAAUGUUUUGGAACCAAGGAGGUACUCUGCACAAGCAAAUUAUAUAUAUAUAUAUAUAUAUA
Molecule: messenger RNA, 5118 nt
Organism: Esox lucius (northern pike)
Lineage: Eukaryota; Metazoa; Chordata; Actinopteri; Esociformes; Esocidae
Gene: clip1b
Product: CAP-GLY domain containing linker protein 1b
Exons: 19
Coding region: 1740-4424 (894 amino acids)
Biological process (GO): positive regulation of microtubule polymerization; cytoplasmic microtubule organization
Cellular component (GO): microtubule plus-end; nucleus; cytoplasm
Molecular function (GO): microtubule plus-end binding
Source: RefSeq, a predicted model, not a curated record